Manihot esculenta (cassava) is the source of this 801-nucleotide messenger RNA. RefSeq lists its product as uncharacterized. The coding region runs from base 223 to 489 and encodes 88 amino acids. NCBI's taxonomy places the organism in Eukaryota, Viridiplantae, Streptophyta, Magnoliopsida, Malpighiales, Euphorbiaceae. The record is from RefSeq and is a predicted model, not a curated record. The transcript is spliced from 3 exons.
CUAAAACCGUGAAAAGUGUGGGAGCCACUCAAACUUCGUUCAAAGACCUGAAUUUUCCCGAACCAUCUCUUUUUCUCUCUCUCUCCCCAUCUCGGUCUCUCCUCAUCAUCGGGAAGUAUUUCUGUUCGCUGCUGGAGAGAACGAGCACAAUCACUGCAGUGUUGUUUUUGCUCAAAUAUUAACCAUAGUUUUUGAAAGAGGAACACGAUAACCGGAGGUUACAUGCGUGGGAUAGCUGCACUAUCACUACCUGCUAAAUACAAAUUCAAACAAGUCUACCCUGUGGCAGGAUCAUGGGGUACUGUUGCUACUUCCACUCCGAAGAAACAAGAAAUCAAUGAUUCUGGAGGAGGGAGGCGAGUUUUAAAUGAAAAGACGGAUCCUAUUGUUGCCUUCAGCAGACCACCGCCACUGCCACCGGUUCUUGGACCGCUGAUGGCUCUCUCAUUGUUCGAAAUGUGGUCAAGCCAUGACAGUGGUGAUGACUGAUUGAUAAUGCAAAACCAUAUGCAUAACACUUUCAUGUACAUACGGAUCUUUGUAGUGUUUCAUACUGAAGUAUUUCUUUGAUGUAGCCUGUCAUAAGUGGAGUAACAAUAGGUGCCAAGAGUCUAGACUAAAUCUUCGUCCAGAUAUGUAAUCUGACAUGAAGACUCUUUAGGAAGCAUGCAGAAAGGAAUAGUAUUGUCAUCGUACUAUGGCUUUUGUACUAAAUGCUGUUUGGUUAAGUGUUUGUGAAUGUUAGCGUACAUUCUUCAAACUUUGGGAAAUCAUCGAAUAUUGCAGUCACAUUUUCUUUAA